Messenger RNA from Topomyia yanbarensis, 1986 nucleotides. Its product is annotated as TBC1 domain family member 20. Lineage: Eukaryota; Metazoa; Arthropoda; Insecta; Diptera; Culicidae. Bases 151 to 1512 code for a protein of 453 amino acids. Gene Ontology annotation, molecular function: GTPase activator activity. The transcript has 7 exons. Gene Ontology annotation, biological process: positive regulation of GTPase activity; endoplasmic reticulum to Golgi vesicle-mediated transport. Gene Ontology annotation, cellular component: endoplasmic reticulum membrane. The record is from RefSeq and is a predicted model, not a curated record.
UUGUUUUGAAUUCGCAAUUUGUCAAAACAUUGGUUUUCUGCAGCAGUGGAUCAGGAUAAAAAGAAAUCGAUAAUCAAUUGGUGCUUAUACACUUGUAUCUCCUGGUGUUUUGCAGCAAUUACGUGUAUAUUGAACUGGCGGUAAUGUCAUAUGAUGGAGAAGCUAGAAAAUCUGAACGCAGCCACUAUUAGUUCGAGUGAUACGAAGGAACAAGAAAAAUCGAUAGCUUUCCAAGCGGAUCGCAGCUUUGACGAGAUCUACGAUGAAACUUGCCGAAUGGUGGACAUAAAGGACUCUGCUGAAGAGAAUGGAUAUUUACCAGACUCACAACCGACCGGAAAGAGUAUUGCGUUUGUCCAGCCAAACAACCAUCGGAGAUCUGAUGAACCCACCGAGCUAAGCUUUGAGAAAUUUCCGGAAAAUCACGAAGAGAAAUUGAAACGCAUCAAGAUAGAAAAUGCUUUGGAUGAUGUUUCUACCACACAGGAUGAGUGGAGGCUGUUUGCAAAAUCCGAAUACGGUCUCAUAAAUGAUGAUCUUCGGCGAAAAGUAUGGCCUCUGCUUGUCGGCGUCGACCCCAACCUAGUCGAUCCCGCUCCAUCGCUCGAGGAACUGAACAGCCACCCCGAGUAUAACCAAGUUGUGCUUGAUGUAAAUCGUUCCCUGAAACGAUUUCCACCGGGUAUUCCUUAUGAGCAACGCGUAGCGCUUCAAGAUCAAUUGACCGUUCUUAUACUGCGAGUAAUCAUCAAGUAUCCACAUCUUAAAUACUACCAGGGGUAUCACGACGUAGCAAUCACAUUUCUGCUAGUGGUAGGUGAAGAAGUAGCAUUUCAUGUAAUGGAAAUACUUUCGACAAAUCAUUUAGUGGAGUGCAUGCAAGAGACAAUGGAACCGACCCAAAAGAGGCUUAUGUUUAUCUACCCUUUGAUUCGGAGAGAGAACGCAACACUUUGUAACUACCUGGAGAGAUCAACGGUUGGGACACUAUUCGCACUGCCCUGGUAUCUAACUUGGUUUGGGCAUAGUCUAAACUCGUACCGGUCGGUUGUGCGUUUGUAUGACUACUUCCUUGCCUCGGAUUUUCUUCUGCCUAUAUACGUUACAUCGGCAAUCGUACUGUACAGACAGAAUGAGAUAUUCCAGGAGGAUUGUGACAUGGCUUCUUUGCAUUGCUUGCUUUCUCAAUUGCCAGAGGAUCUACCAUUUGAAUACCUUCUGAAAAAUGCAGAAGAGUUGUAUCGAAAGUAUCCACCCGAGAAAGUCGAAAAAGAUGUUGAAAACAUGAUCGCCAAUGAGAAACGACAACGCCUGAAAGAAGAGCGGGAGCGUGAGCGACGGAAGGCUUAUGGUGUCGCCAAACCAGGUCAUCACUCAUUCAUCGGUCGUAUUCUGCCUCAUCUACAGGUGACACGGAGAUCCGUGUUCGUCACUACUGCGUUUUCCAUCCUGGUCGGAUUCUGUGCUUAUUACUACCGCGCUCAGUUAAUGCCACUUUCUGCGGUUAGAUGAGGCGAACUUUUCCGGCGGAUUCCGUCGUCCUUCACCGUUAUAACCAGCCCGCUGACUGCAUACUGGGGCUGGGGUGUUUCACGAAUGCAGUGAACUUGAUCGCAGUAUCGGAGACCGUUAUCCAAGACUUGAAAUGUGGCCAAGCUUAGGUCGGUUGAAACGAUUUAAUUAAAUACAAAUGUGAUUAGUUUUCCCUCGUGGCGACCAUGAAAUAAGAUUUAACGUCAUUAUCUCACUUUAUUUUGUCAUUUUGUAAAUAUAUGUAUUUUUAUUAUCAUAUAAAGUGGAGUUAAUGUAUGCUUUACAAGGGUUAAUGUAAAAAAUGAACAAUAGUUUUAAUAGGCUUUCUUAAAAAUCCACUAGAAAUAAGUCGCACUGUUAUGUUAAAUUCUGUCAAAUCAAAUUGUAUAUUUUUUCGCAAUGUUUAAUUGAUUCACAUAUAAAGCAUUAAUAUCCAUCCAAACUGUUUUUUAU